AUGGCUAUAUUCCUCUUAAUCAAAGUUCAUUUCCAAGGUAUGUUCAUCAACAAACCUUUUUGCUAUUCUGAUGGCGUUCAUCAUGUGUUCGAGAACAUCGAUUUUGCUGGUAUGUCAUAUAAUGAGUUUGUGGAUUUUAUUGAACGAUUCACACAAGAGAAGUUUGAGAAACUUUAUUAUUGUCAACCCGAUUUACAAAUCCCAAAAGGUUUAACCUUGAUUUAUAAUAAGCUUCAAUAUCAAGAAUUUAUAGACAUUGUUUAUCGAUGUGGAGUACAAGUUCCUGUUUACAUGGACCAUUUUGGUACUACUGUGCAUAGCAAUAUGGAAGGAGUAACCUAUGAAGAAGUAAGUAAGGCAAAUGGAAAUGAAGAUGCCACAGAAGGUUAUCCAAAAUAUGAUGAAUAUAAGAAUAUCCCAGAUGCGAAAGGAAAACAAAUGUUUAAUGAGGUUCACUGGCCCUAG
This is a messenger RNA of Lactuca saligna, 465 nucleotides long. NCBI's taxonomy places the organism in Eukaryota, Viridiplantae, Streptophyta, Magnoliopsida, Asterales, Asteraceae. The record is from the annotation of a GenBank genome assembly.